AGUUAUUAAAUUUUUGAGAUUUUUGUUGUCGUAUGUGUAUUUGUAUCAUAAUCGACAUUUUUUUAAUUGGAAUAAAAUACCAAUUUGGCUUAUCAUUAAUUUUUUUCUAUUGUUAUUUCUCGAAAUUUGCCAACAAAUCAAUCGAUAAAUACAAAAUAACAUUUUUCUAUACGUAUCCUCCUUUUUUUCUUCAAUUCCGUUUCAUUAUAAAAAUAAUUGUGAAUCAAAGUGCGAAUUUAUUUUCGCAUUUUAGUCUCUAUACAUGAAAUUUUUAAGGCAAAAUAAAGAUUUUGAAUCACAUGAAUUUAUUUGGCGAUCAAAGAAAAAAAUAUCAAUAUGUUGGCGAAUCAAUAUCGACGACCAUGAUUGCGAUGAAUAAUAAUAAUAAUAAUAAUAAUCUUAUCAAUAAUAACAACACGAAUCAUCAUCAUCAUCAACAACAAGUGCUCAAUAGUUUUUCGACGACAACAACCUCUGAUGGUUGUACUACUACAGAUAAAUCAACCGUUUCAUCUGAUAGUAGUGGUGUUUGUACUCAAUUCGGCGAUGAUUAUCGUGAUGUUUUCGUUGAACCGAGACAUUUGGAAGAAAUCAAAGGCCAUGAUAAUCAUAUAAAUCAUAAUUGGCGCACAAAAGAACGUAUGAAAACUGUUAGCGUGGGAAUCGUUCUUUGUUUGAAUAUCGGUAUCGAUCCACCAGAUAUAAUCAAACCAAUUCCACAUGCUGUUUUACAAUCAUGGACCGAUCCGUUUGCAUUGGCUGCCAGCAAAGCGUCAGAUACAAUAGCUAAUAAUUUAAUGAAACAAUAUGAAAGAUUGAAUUCUCGUCCACGAUAUAAACAUUUAAUUGAUCCAACUAUUGAAGAUGUGAAGAAAUUAUGCACUUCAUUGCGUAAAACUUCGAAAGAGGAACGAGUUUUGUUUCAUUAUAAUGGACAUGGUGUUCCGAAGCCAACACUCAAUGGUGAGAUUUGGGUGUUCAAUCGUAACUAUACCCAAUAUAUUCCAUUGUCAUUAUAUGAUCUUCAACAAUGGAUGGGCUCACCAUCGAUUUAUGUAUUUGAUUGUUCAAAUGCCGGAAUAAUUCUCGAAAUAUUUCAACAAUCUGCCAUACAACAUCAAAAAGAAUAUGAAAUGAAUCUAAAUUCAGGAGCCUUUUUAAACACAAAAGAUGGCGAUCUGGUUAAUGGUAACAUGCGACCGCCACCGGUUCCAAACUAUCAAAAUUGUAUUCUAUUAGCUGCAUGUAGUAAGGGCGAAAUUUUGCAAUUACAUCCCGAUCUUCCGGCCGAUGUUUUUACAUCUUGUCUUACAACUCCAAUCAAGACAUAUUUGCUAUGGUUUCUCAAGAAAAGUGGUCGAAAAUUAACGCCUGAAUAUACAUUAGAUUUUAUCGACAAAAUUCCUGGCCAGCCGAAUGAUCGUAAAUCAAUUUUAGGAGAAUUACAUUGGAUUUUCACUGCCGUUACUGAUACUAUUGCAUGGAACACGCUUCCGCGUGAACAGUUUCAACGUCUUUUUCGUCAAGAUUCUUUGGUGGCAAGUUUAUUUCGAAAUUUUUUACUUGCUCAAAGAAUCCUUCGUUGUUAUGAUUGUACACCUGUAUCUAAUCCAUAUAUUAAAUCUACUCAUUCGCAUCCAAUGUGGGAAGCCUGGGAUUUCGCCGUAGAUCAUUGUUUAUCACAAUUGUUCAAAAAUGAGGAAAUCAAAACUAAUCAACAAGCUUAUGUACCAAGUCCAUUUUUUGCCGAACAAUUGACUGCUUUUCAAGUAUGGUUGAAAUUGGAUUCACAUUUACAAACAAUGCCAGAAAAAUUGCCAAUUGUACUUCAAGUACUUCUUAGUCAAGCUCAUCGAUGUCGCGCUCUUGAUUUAUUAGGGAAUUUUUUAAAUCUUGGUUCCUGGGCAGUUAAUCUGGCCUUAUCUGUUGGAAUCUAUCCCUAUGUACUUAAAUUGCUUCAAACAUCUGCACGCGAGCUUCGUCCGUUUCUGGUAUUUAUCUGGGCUAAAAUAUUAGCUAUCGAUGAAAGUUCACAGAUGGAAUUGAUUCGAGAUAAAACGCAUCGAUAUUUUAUGGUUGUUUUAACCGAUUCCAACAUAUCAAUUAAUCAUCAAGUGAUGAGUGCUUUCAUACUAUCCGUGAUGAUUCGCCAUAAUCCAAACGGACAGCGGGUAGUCAUACAGAAUAAUUCGGAUUGUCAGUUUGGAUCAAUAAUCGAUAUUGCCCUUAAUCUGUUGAUGGACGAUACUUAUGAUCAACCUAAUCUAAGAAAAUGGUUAAUUAUUUGUCUGGGAAAUGUAUGGGAAAAUAAUGAAGAUAAUAGAUGGUUAGCCACUCGGAAUGCUGUGCACGAACAACUAUAUUCAUCACUUAAUCAUUCCGUGCCUGAAGUUCGCGCUUCUACCGUUUUCGCCUUAGGGACGUUUAUUAAUAGCAUUACGCAACGUAACGAACAUGCUAAUGAAAUUGAUCGAAAUAUUGUUUCGAUAUUAUUACAAAAGGUCUGCUAUGAUUCAUCACCUUUAGUCCGUAAAGAAUUGCUCGUGGCAUUACAUUGGUUUAUUUUGAUUUUCGAAAAUAAUUUUCUGCCAAUUUUUCGUAAAAAAGCGUUCGAAGAUCACAUUGCUCGCCAACACAAUCCGAAUAAAUUCUCUGUAAAAGAUGCAAUUUUCGAUUCUUCGAUUCAUCAAUCCAUGUUGUCGAUAAAUCAAAAUAAUAGUGUCAACAUUCCCAGUAGUUUUACAGCAGCUGAUUUCAUCAAUUCAAAAAGUGAUGUCGGGUUUAAUGUACGACAAAUGUCUCGCGAAAGAAUUUCUCAAAAAUUAUUAACAGUGCCUGAAAAUGUUGACUCGGAUGAUAAAUCGAACAAAACCAGUGAAUUCAAUACCUUUGCUCAAAUUACACCGCCAAAUAGCAUUCAAAUGAGACAUUCGCAUUCAUUUAGUUCUACUUUAAACACUUUGACACAGUCGUUAACGAGCAUUUUUGAUAGAGUAUGGCUUGUGAUCGAAUUGUAUAGAAUUGAUCCACAUCCAGAAGUAGCGAGCUUAGCAUCAAUCAUUUAUAAUGAUAUCAGUUCCAAAGCAUUCACAAGUAAAGAUAAUUGUUCCGAUUCUUCUGAACCAUCAUCACCAACUAAUCGGUCGAAAUAUCUUUCAAAUGAAUCUCCAUUAACUAAUUCAAUGGAAUUUGUGGAAAAGCCUCUAUUAAUGAAUGAACAAUUGAAACAUCAUUCUGGUCGUGUAUCUGUAUCCGGUUUAACCAGUCCAUAUUUGCCUCACUCUAAUAAUCAUGCUCUAUUUAUUAACCAAUAUACUAUGAAAAGAAAAAUCUUCGGAAAAGAUCCAUCAUUGGUGAGCGAAAAGAAAGAGCUUAGAUAUGGCCCUCCCAAUGGAAUAUGUGAUAUACCUGUAAAAUCAUGUAAAGAAUCGACAUCUCCUCAAAAUAAUUCACUUAGUGAAUCAUCGUAUCAAACUUGUCGAAAGCCACUUAUUACGACACCAUUUGUUGAUUGGUGUACCAAACAAUUUAGUCAACCUUGUUCGCCUGCUGGAAUCUGUUGCUGUACAAAUAACGAACUAACUUAUCACGAUGAAAUCAGUGAAUGGCGAAUGAAUAUUAUACAAAAUUAUUGUCAAUCUAAAACAAAGCUUUUACUCGAGGAUCUUGUCACAUCAAAUAAACCGAGUAAGGUGACAAAAAAGCUGAUGGCUCAUUCGAUCAAGUUCCAUCCAUUUGAGAAAUAUCUAGCUACAGCCGAUAAUUAUACCUUUUCAAUAUGGAACUAUUCUCAAGCUAAUAGUCCUGUUGUGUCCGCUGAUUACUAUGACGUACAAACAUUUAAAAAUGACCACCUUUCUAGUGCCAAAAUAUCCGAUUUACACAUAAUUAAUACUCAUGGAAAGGCAUUACUGUUGGUCGCAACUGAAGAUAGUGCUAUUCGUGUUUGGCGUAAUUUAUUUCCAUUAACAUUUUCCGAAUUAUCCUUGGAAGAAUACGAAUCGCCUCAUAAGCCGGAUUCAUCGAUGCCAAAAUUAUCAUCGGCUUUUUUCAUGUUUGAAGAUUUGCCUUUGCGAACAGAACCUCGAAAACGAUUUGUAUUGGCAUAUGAUGAGCAAAAACAACGAAUCAUUGCUGGUGGUGAUAACAAAGCAGUUCGUAUUUGGGAUGCUAAUCAUGAAAGUAGAAUUCGAGAUAUGGUUACUGGAAGCGAUGUUGUGUCGUCAAUUCAGGCCGAUUCCAGCCAUUUUAUUUGCGUAGGUUGUGAAGACGGUGCUGUUCGAGUAUUCGAUGAUCGUGUCAAAUCUAAUGAUGGUCGAGUAUUGUCGUUUACAUCAAAAAUGACCCCUGUUGUAAAUGCGAAAUUCUGGGCAAAUUCAGAUUCUAUAAAUAUGGUUAGCGGACAUGCUAAUGGUGAUAUUUGUUGGUAUGAUAAACGUAUUACAACCAAAGCAGUUCGUGUAGAAUGUACAAAAAGGCCAAUUACGUCGAUGGUGUUCCAUAAUCUUACUGAUGUGUUUGCAUGUGCUUUUGACUAUGAACACUCUGAGAUUCAAUACUUUUCAUGGGACACAUUCAAAGGGUUAACGAUACGAACUCGUAAUCGAAACGUACAGAAUAUUUCGUUUCAUCCGCUCAAGGCAAAAAUUGCAAUAGCUACUUCCGACUCGACAGUGACAAUCUACAAAUCUCCAUUGCGUACUCCUUUUAUCUAUAAUUUAUUAUAACAAAAAUACGGACCUGAUGAUUUUGUAAAUAACCAAAGUUAUUUAAACGUUUUUUUGAUGGAUGAUAGUCCAAAUGAAUUUGUGCAGCAAAUAUUUUGUGAUAUUUAUUAC
Dermatophagoides pteronyssinus (European house dust mite) is the source of this 4838-nucleotide messenger RNA. It is a transcript of the gene raptor, whose product is annotated as regulatory associated protein of MTOR complex 1. Gene Ontology annotation, molecular function: protein-macromolecule adaptor activity; protein binding. Gene Ontology annotation, biological process: cellular response to starvation; TORC1 signaling; positive regulation of cell growth. Gene Ontology annotation, cellular component: TORC1 complex; cytoplasm. The record is from RefSeq and is a predicted model, not a curated record. Lineage: Eukaryota; Metazoa; Arthropoda; Arachnida; Sarcoptiformes; Pyroglyphidae.